AACUGCAAAUUUAAUGAAUAACGGGCAAAAGGGGAAAGGGUUGGAGUUAAAGAGAAUCAUGGGACGGGAUUACGACGUCGAAUGAAUCCUCUGUCUCACUGACUCGAGCCAUCAAUGGAUGACCGAAUGUGAUUGAUGAUGAUGAGCGAGUGAGUGCGUGAGGUGUCGGACGUCUCCUCUCCCUUACCGCAUUUCCACUUGUCUUUCCCUGAAAGGCUUUCAUUCUCAAUUCCCCGACGGACGGGUUUAGCUCUCAAUUUCCCAAUUCCGACGCAUUUGUCGGUUGGUAAGCCGAUUCUGUUGUUGCUCCGAUAUCAGGCUUGUUUUUUAGAUUGAUUUCGGUCCGAUCGUUGCUGGAAUCCACGGAUUUCGGCAGUUAUUUUAUUUCUAGGCUGCGUUCUUCGCUGGACAUGGAAUCGAACCGUAAGAGUAAUCGCCAAGUUGAAAGAGCCCUUUGCUAUUCGACCUUGGAAAAGAGACCCAGUGUUUCGCCAUCUGUCAUUGUCAUAGGUGCUGGUUUUGCAGGCAUUGCAGCUGCACGAGCUCUUCACAAUGCUUCAUUUCAGGUUAUAUUGUUGGAAUCGCGCAAUCGAAUCGGUGGAAGAGUUCAUACUGAUUAUUCAUUUGGUUUCCCUGUUGACUUGGGCGCUUCGUGGUUACAUGGUGUUUGCAAGGAUAAUCCUCUAGCACCUGUUAUUGGAAAACUGGGGCUACCAAUGUAUCGCACCAGUGGAGACAACUCAGUUUUGUAUGACCAUGAUCUAGAAAGUUAUGCCCUUUUUGAUAUGGAUGGAAAUCAAGUUCCCCAAGAUUUAGUCUCGAGGGUUGGUGAAACAUUUGAGAGCAUCUUAAAGGAGACGGAUCUUGUAAGAAAGGAAUCCAGCGAGGAUAUGUCUGUGCAGCGCGCCAUCUCGAUUGUUUUUGAGAGGAGACCAGAUUUAAGGUUGGAGGGGUUGAGUCAUAAAGUGUUGCAGUGGUACCUAUGCAGGAUGGAAGGAUGGUUUGCUGCAGAUGCCGAGACCAUUUCACUUCAAUGCUGGGAUCAGGAGAAGUUGCUCCCUGGUGGGCAUGGGCUAAUGGUGCGUGGAUAUCUUCCUGUUAUCAACACCCUUGCUAAAGGUCUCGACAUCCGAUUGGGCCACAGAGUCAUGAAAAUCGUAAGACAUUAUAAUGGUGUGAAAGUGAGUGUAGAAGACGGGAACGUUUUUCUGGCUGACGCUGCAGUCAUUGCUGUUCCCCUCGGUGUUCUUAAAUCAAAAAGCAUUGCGUUUGAGCCGAGACUGCCUGAGUGGAAGGAAGCUGCCAUUGAUGACCUUGGAGUGGGGAUCGAGAACAAGAUUGUUUUGCACUUUGAAGAGGUGUUUUGGCCAAAUGUGGAGUUUUUGGGAGUGGUAGCGCAAACUUCUUACGAAUGCAGCUAUUUUCUCAACCUGCACAAGGCCACGGGGCACGCGUUCCUCGUUUACAUGCCGGCAGGGAAACUGGCCCGCGACAUUGAGAAAAUGUCAGACGACGAAGCUGCCAAAUUCGCAUUCACGCAGCUUCAAAGAAUCCUUCCGAAUGCCUCUGCACCGAUACAACCUUUGGUUUCGCACUGGGGGACGGACAGCAACUCGCUGGGCUCGUACAGCUAUGAUGCAGUGGGGAAGCCCCACGACGUGUAUGAGAGGCUGAGAAUCCCGGUCGACAACCUGUUUUUCGCAGGGGAGGCUACGAGUGACGAGCAUCCAGGGUCGGUGCAUGGGGCGUACUCGACAGGGGUGGCGGCGGCAGAGGCGUGCAGGAUGCGGGUGCUGGAGAGGUAUGGGCAGUCGGAGCUGUUCCAGGUCCAGCCGGCGAUGGUGAUGGCUCCGCCGGCAAUCCCGGUGCCGUUGCUUAUCUCCCGAAUGUAGAACUCAUCAUAUAUAUAUAUAUUUAUAAUAUUGGAACUCGCAGCCAUAAUUCUUAAGCUGUGGCUUUGGUAAACCCGACCGAACCUAGUAACCGGCUACCUGAUAAUUGUAUCUCUAUAGGCUACACUGUAACUAUUCCUACAUACUAUUGUCAUCCUAACAAAAUUGCACUUGGAAACUCAAGUGCAAAAUGUAGGUAAACCAAACAUGUGCCAAUUUAUAAGUUACUGACGAUAAAAAUUAGAUAAAUUAUGUGACAUUUCAUUGUAUUUUAG
Messenger RNA from Andrographis paniculata, 2167 nucleotides. Its product is annotated as polyamine oxidase 2-like. Gene Ontology annotation, biological process: polyamine catabolic process. Gene Ontology annotation, cellular component: peroxisome. The record is from RefSeq and is a predicted model, not a curated record. The transcript is spliced from 10 exons. NCBI's taxonomy places the organism in Eukaryota, Viridiplantae, Streptophyta, Magnoliopsida, Lamiales, Acanthaceae. Bases 411 to 1892 code for a protein of 493 amino acids. Gene Ontology annotation, molecular function: polyamine oxidase activity.